Lolium perenne is the source of this 1856-nucleotide messenger RNA. The record is from RefSeq and is a predicted model, not a curated record. NCBI's taxonomy places the organism in Eukaryota, Viridiplantae, Streptophyta, Magnoliopsida, Poales, Poaceae.
CUGCCGCGCCACUGCACCCAGCGCAGCACAGCACAGCACAGCACAGCUCUGCGCUGCGCCCCUACAACGGAAACAAUUUGCUUUCUUUGACUCCGCCGCCCUGGGCACCUCGCCUCGCCACCUCUCCCAUCUUUGCCUCCCCCUCCACCGCAAUGGCGUUGCGCCAAGUCCGCUUGCUCGCGGCGAGGGCCGCCGCCCUACCCGCCUCCCUGCGCCAGCGACCCAGCCGAUCGCCGCUCUCCGCUCCGUCGCGGGCCCAGACCCAGACGGCGGCCUCGAACUCGUCCUGGGCCAUCCUGGCCAGCAUCCCGCGGGUCGCCGCCGCCGACGGCGCCGACGUUUCCCUCGCGCUCACGCCGCCCCCGCGCGUCUCCAUCCUCACCGUCUCCCCGCGCGUCUUCCCGGAGCCCGUCACGCCGCAGCACUUCCCCUUCGUCCUCGCCGCCGACCCCUCCGGCCUCCUCCUCCUCCAGGCCACCCUGGGCCGCCCCUGGACCCGCGAGGCCACCCUAGGCCCCGACGGCUACUUCAAGUCCGUCACCUGGCACAACUCGCUCCCGCGCUACUUCGUGCUCGACCCCGCCGCCGACUCCGCCUCCGCGUUCCAGCUCCCCGACCCCGACGACGCCAUCAUGCACCAGGCCCUCCUCGGCCUCAUCGCCUCCCCCGCCGGCUACAUGGUCGCCGAGCUGCGGCCCCUCAUCGGCAGCGACAAGGCCACGCUCCUCUGCUUCUCGUCCGAGACGGGGAGGUGGGUCAGCAAGCCCGUCCACUACCCGCUCCCGCCCCGCCACUUGGCGCCCAUCAACGUGCUCUCGCUCCACGGGCGCCUCUGGUGGGUCGACCUCGAGUGGGGCGUCAUCACCAGCGACCCCUUCGCCGACCACCCGGUCCUCCGCUUCGUGCCCUUCCCGCCGGACAGGGUGCUCGGCUGCAGGGAAGCAUGGGGCGUGGCCGACAUCUACCGUUGCGUCGGGGUCAGCGCCGGCAAGCUCAGGUUCGUCGACACCAUGUACAUGGGCCCUAUCAUCGGCGGCACUCCCGACAUCACCGUCUGGACGCUGCCCGGCCCGGACGCCACGGAGUGGACGCUGGAGCACCAGGUGAGCUUUGGAGACAUCUGGGCCGACGACACCUACAAGGCCACCGGGCUGCCCGUCGACAUCCCCGCGCUCGCACUCAUCCAUCCCGACGACCCCGACAUCGUCUACUUCUUCCUGGAGGAACACAUCUUCGCCGUCGACGUGCCUGCCCGCAAGGUUGUCGACUGCAAGGUCUACCAUCUGGUUGCGCCGCCCAGGUGCAAGGUCGCCAGCCGCUUCGUUCGUGCUUGGAAGCUUCCGCACCCACUUCCCUCAGGGAUGCUUGACUGGUCUAAUGACCCCAUCUUGACUGAAAGAGACAAAGCACCUCAUGGGAUUUACCCCCUGGAGGGCCAUUCCAUGCUGUGCAGGGAGACCUUCAAGGUGAGGGCCAUUCCAUGUUGUGCAGGGAGACCUUCAAUGUGAGGUCAAUUCGAGGAGCAUGAAGCACGAUGUGUUUAUUCUUAACUGCCUCUUAGCUAGGUGAAAUUAGUGCUGAACUGAAGUUAUGGAAUGGUCGCAUGGGAUGAGAUAGUAGUGGCAUGCAUGUUUUUGUGGCCGCGGAGCUCUUGACUCAAACGCUUAACAUGUCGUUUUUUGGUCUGUCAGAUGAUGCUAGGAUACUGGAACGGCAUCGAUCGCUUAGUUUAUCGCUUCUAGGAUGGAACACUGAUGCUCAGAGUAGUCUGACCGUGGUGAACUGUGGUGCUUCCGUUGAUCAUUUGAAACUAUUGCAGUGAAAUGAUGCUCUUCAGUGAUUUUAUUGCUCCUUAA